ACGGAGCCGUCCUUUCCGGGUUGCGCAGCCCUCUCAUGUGAGCCACCGCGGGUAAGCUUCACCCAGAGGGCUUCACCGAGCAGUCCUUUCCGGGUUGCGCAGCCAUCUCAAGUGAGCCGCCGCGUGUAAACUUCACCCAGAGGGCUUCACCGAGCCGUCUUUUCCGGGUUGCCCAGCCACCGCAUCCCUGGUGUCUGCACAGAGCUAUGUCCUCAAGAGAAAAGCCCAAGAUUGAACCCCAAGAUUAAGGUUCCCAGCAAGAAGGAGCCGGCUAUCAUGUCAAAGACGGGCUCCCAUCUGGUCACAGGCGUGAGUCCUGCCAGUCUUUGCAAGAAGGAUCCUGAAGAGAAAGGAAAAAAUUUUCCCCAUCUAAAAGUACAGAUCAGUCCUAGCUUCUCUGGAUUCUGUGCUUUUCGAGUGGAGGAACCCCAAAGAGGACUACGAAGUUCUUGCAGUUCUACAACCAUGGCCCAUAUGUCCUUGUCAUUCAGGGAUGUGGCCAUAGACCUCUCCCAGGAAGAGUGGGAGUGCAUGAACCCUGUUCAGAGGGCCUUGUACAGGGAUGUGAUGUUGGAGAACUACAGCAACCUGGUCUCAUUGGGAUGUUCCACUCCUAAGCCAGACAUGAUUACUUUAUUGGAGCAAGAGAAAGAGCCCUGGAUGAUAAUGAGAGAAGGAACAGGAAGUUGGUUCACAGAUUUGGAGUCUAAGUAUUUCACCAAAAAGUUAUUUCCAGAAAAGGAUAUUUGUGGACCACAUUUGUUUCAGUUGCAGACAGUGGAUGAAAGUCAAACUUAUAUCCACGAGGACACCAUUUUCAGAAAUGAUUUGCAGUGUAAACAUGAGUUUGAGAGACAAGAAGCACAUCAAAUGAGAUAUGCUAGUCAAAUGAUAAUCCAAAACUGUGUAGCUCUUCCUCUACAUGAGAAAAUUCAUGCCAUAGAGAAAUCAUAUGAAUGUAAGGAAUGUAGGAAGGCUUUUAGGCAACAGUCACACCUUACUCAACAUCUAAGAAUUCAUACUGGUGAGAGACCCUAUAAAUGCAAGGAAUGUGAGAAAGCCUUUUGUCGUGUGGGAGACCUUAGAGUACAUCAGAGAACUCAUGCUGGGAAGAGACCCCAUGAAUGUAACAAUUGUGGGAAGACUUUUAGGCUUCAUUAUCACCUUACUGAACAUCAGAGAAUACAUUCUGGUAUGAAACCCUAUGCGUGCAAAGAAUGUGGAAAGGCCUUUAGUCGUGUUCGAGACCUUAGAGUACAUCAGACAGUUCAUGCUGGGGAGAGACCCUAUGAAUGUAAGGAAUGUGGGAAGGCCUUCACGCUUCACUCUCAGCUUACCGAACAUCAAAGAAUUCAUACUGGUGAGAGGCCUUAUGAGUGUAAAAUUUGUGGAAAGACCUUUAAGGUACAACAACACCUUACUCAACAUCAGAAAACUCAUACUGGUGACAAACCCUAUAAAUGUAGUGCCUGUGGGAGGGCCUUCAGUCAUGGCUCACACCUUGCUCAACAUCAGAAAACUCACACUGGUGACAGAUCCUACGCCUGUAAAGACUGUGGUAAGUCCUUCAGUUCUCGUGCAGAUCUUGCUCGACAUCACAGAAUUCAUACUUGUGAAAGACCCUAUGAAUGCAAGGAAUGUGGGAAGGCCUUCGGUAGACGCUGUCAUCUUACUCGACAUCACAAAAUUCAUACUUGUGAAAAACCCUAUGAAUGCAAGGAAUGUGGGAAGGCCUUUAUUCGUAGCAGUCAACUUACUUCACACCAGCGAAUUCACACCAGUGAGAACACCUACGAGUGCAAAGAAUGUGGAAAGAUUUUCAGUCGUCGCUACAGUCUUACUCAACAUUAUACAAUUCACACCGGUGAAAAACCCUAUGUAUGUAAAGAAUGUGGAAAGGCCUUUCGCCUUCAAACAGAACGAACUCUGCAUAACAGAAUUCAUACCGGUGAAAAGCCCUUUAAAUGUCAGGAAUGUGGGAAAGCCUUUGUCCGUAGGCAUUAUCUUACUCAACAUGAGAGAACUCAUACUGGUGAGAAACCUUAUGUAUGUGACAAAUGUGGGAAGACCUUUAGUCGGCGCUGUUAUCUUACUCAACAUCACAGAAUCCACACCGGGGAGAAACCCUACAUAUGCGACAAAUGUGGGGAGGCUUUUAGUUGUAGUUAUCAACUUACCUUUCAUCGAAGAAUUCACACUGGUGAGAGUCCAUACAAAUGUAAGGAAUGUGGAAAGGUCUAUAGUCGCCGGUAUCAUCUUACUCAUCAUUUUAGACUUCAUACUGGUGAGAAACCUUAUGGGUGUAAAGUAUGUGGGUGUACCUUCCGUCUUCGAUCAGGACUUACUCGACAUUACACAAUUCAUACAGGUGAAAAACCGUAUGAAUGUAAAGAAUGUGGGAAAGCCUUUGGUGUCAAGUCAGAACUUAAACGACAUCACAGAAUUCAUACUGGUGAGAGACCCUAUAAAUGUAAACAAUGUGGGAAGGCUUUUGUUCGUCGUGAUCAACUCACUGUACAUCAGAGAAAUCACAUUAAUUAGGAAUCCCUAUGCAUAAUGUAAAGAGGAUAUUGAUUGGUUGCUAAGUUGUGUCUGACUCUUUGUGACCCCAUGGACUAGCCUACCAGGCUCCUCUGUCCAUGGGAUUUCUCAGGUAAGAAUACUGGAGUGGGUUGCCAUUUCCUCUCCAGGGGAUCUUCCUGACCCAUGAUUCCUGCAUUGCAGGUGGAUUCUUUACCAUCUGAGCUACUGGGGAAGCCCCUACCGAGGAUACAGUGACCUUUAGAAAAUGCUUUUUAUAACAACAGAGAAUUCAUAAUUAAGAAAAAUUUUACUUGUUAGGGAACAUGUGGUAAUCCCCUUUGCUUCAUGCUUAAAAGUUAACAGAAAUAGUUUUAUACUACAUAUGUUGAUUGAAAGCUGA
Cervus elaphus (red deer) is the source of this 2923-nucleotide messenger RNA. Its product is annotated as zinc finger protein 546-like. The transcript is spliced from 8 exons. Gene Ontology annotation, biological process: regulation of transcription by RNA polymerase II. The coding region runs from base 277 to 2541 and encodes 754 amino acids. Gene Ontology annotation, cellular component: nucleus. Lineage: Eukaryota; Metazoa; Chordata; Mammalia; Artiodactyla; Cervidae. The record is from RefSeq and is a predicted model, not a curated record. Gene Ontology annotation, molecular function: DNA-binding transcription factor activity, RNA polymerase II-specific; RNA polymerase II transcription regulatory region sequence-specific DNA binding.